UUCAGCGCGCCAUCGACGUCGCUAUAGUGUAAAAAGAAAAGCUGAUACAUUAAGCUGUAGUCAUCCUUUCCCUAUUUACUUAAAAUAACAAGACUCUACAGGGUACAGUAUAGUAAAAUGGCAAGAUUUAGAAAGACUUUGAUAGCCAGUACGGUAAGUCGUGUGAGGAAUGUGUUCAGACCAUCAACGGGGUUGAACAACGAGUUGUACAGAACUGUACCAUCAGGUUUAAAUUGUAUCGACCAGAUACCGCAAGAGUUGCUGCUGAAUAUCUUCAGCUACCUCGACAAAAACACACUGCUGCGGUUGAUGUGCGUGUGUAAGCAUUGGAGGAAGUUGAUCCUGACUAGCCCAAAGUUGUGGCGGAAUAAACAUUUGAAGCUGGCUUGCAGUCGACCGUCUCUGUAUAACAAAAGAGCCUAUUCGUACGCGAAACGGUUCGGAUCCUACGUCCAGCGUCUGAAUAUCACGUGCGAGCACCCGAAUAGACACGCCUGCAAGUUCAUGGCCAUCUGCUUACGUAAAUUGUUACUCAGCUUACGUCAUCCGUCUUUGACGUCAUUAAAAAUAACUGAUUUACGGUUAGAUAACUCGGGGGGCGGCGUGACCUUGGUUAGCCUGAGUCAGGUUAUGACGCGGAUCCUGUCGUCCAUGGAUAAGCUCCAGGAUUUCCACAUGACGUCAUCACUCUGGCCGCUCCAAGAAGGCCUCAGGGUCAUCCUGACCGUGUUGUCCGUUUUCCGCGGGACUCUACGGUCGCUCGUCAUCGACCGUUUCUUCUCUGACGAUUCUAUCCUUCAGCCCUCGACCGUGGUCGACCAACUGACCAGAGGUAUCCUGGCUCUCCCGCGCUUGGCGAAGCUGGGGGUGGAUUACUUUCUCGUGACUGAUGACUUUGUGACUGCGCUGUCUAAGUCACAUGCGGGGCAGCUCAAGGUUCUCAAACUGACAGUGAAAGAUCUCAACCCCAGGACACCCAAAAUUUUAAAAACUACCUGGGUACAAUUGAAAAAGGCCUGCCCAUCAUUAAAAGUAGCGUUCCAGAUUGAUGGUUGGGUCAUCUCCCCUUCCGUGGCCAUCCCCGCCAUAUUGGAUCCGGUUCUGCCCAUCUACAAGAUCCGGUUGAUGAUAGGGUCAAAGUUCGUGCUGCUGGAUACGGACAAGUUAAAGAUGGCGACGGUACUACAGCAUAUCACCACCAGCUUUAGUCAGAGUUUGGUGAAGUUUGAGAUGGAAGUAGACAACUACAUCGACCCCAUCGACGCAUCCUUCAAGCGGCUUGUCCAGAAUUGUCGACACCUGAUUCGAGUAAAGGUCUGGGCCUUCUUCUCGGGCCAACACACCCGCCGUCUUGUCCUGGGCCACAUACAAGCCAGAAAACUCCAGCACAAGAUCAAGACGUUUCUGGAAAAAACUAACAAACGGCCGAGACUAAACCCGCCCGACGGCCCAGGUUCGAGAACCACCAUGACAGGGAGCGUGCAGGCAGGGCCUAGUCGGCUUACAGUCCCAGGUUCGAGAACCGUCAUGACAAGGAGUGACAGAACACAGAACAUGGGGGCAGGUCCUAGUCGUCUAACAGACCCAGGUUCGAGAACUACCACGGCAGCAACUGACAGAACACAGAACAUGCAAGCUGGACCUAGUCACCUAACAGUCCCAGGUUCGAGUACCGCCAUGACAGCGAGUAUUGGACUUCAGAACAUGGGGGCAGGUCCUAGUCGUCUAACAGACCCAGGUUCGAGAACUACCACGGCAGCAACUGACAGAACACAGAACAUGCAAGCUGGACCUAGUUGGCUUACAGUCUCAGAUUCGAGAACCGCCAUGACAGCGAGUGACAGAACACAGAACAUGGGGGCAGGGCCUAGUCACCUAACAGUCCCAGGUUCGAGAACCAUCGCAUCAACUGACAGAACACAGAACAUGCAAGCUGGACCUAGUGGGCUAACAGUCCCAGGUUUGAGAACCGCUAUGACAUCGAGUAUUGGACCUCAAAACAUGCAGGCAGGGCCAAGUCGGUUUACAGUCCUAAGUUCGAGAUCCACUAUGAUGGCGACUGUUAGACCUCCUAACAUGCAGGCUGGACCUAGUCACUUAACAGUCCCAGGUUCGAGAACCGCCAUGACAGCGAGUAUUGGACUUCAGAACAUGGGGGCAGGUCCUAGUCGUCUAACAGACCCAGGUUUGAGAACUACCAGGACAGCGAGAAUUGGACCUCAGAACAUGCAAGCUGGACCUAGUCAGCUAACAGUCCCAGGUUCGAGAACCAUCGCAUCAACUGACAGAACACAGAACAUGCAAGCUGGACCUAGUGGGCUAACAGUCCCAGGUUUGAGAACCGCUAUGACAUCGAGUAUUGGACCUCAAAACAUGCAGGCAGGGCCAAGUCGGUUUACAGUCCUAAGUUCGAGAUCCACUAUGAUGGCGACUGUUAGACCUCCUAACAUGCAGGCUGGGCCUAGUGGGCUAACAGUCCCAGGUUUAAGAACCACCGAAUCAACUGACAGAACACAAAUCAUGGGGGCUGGGCCUAGUGGGCUAACAGUCACAGGUUUGAGAACCGCCAUGACAGCGAGUAUUGGAACUCCUAACAUGCAAGCUGGGUCUAGUGGGCUAACAGUCCCAGGUUCAAGAACCACCGAAUCAACUGACAGAACACAAAUAAUGCAGGCUGGGCCUAGUGGGCUAACAGUCCCAGGUUCAAGAACCACCGAAUCAACUGACAGAACACAAAUAAUGCAGGCUGGGCCUAGUGGGCUAACAGUCCCAGGUUCAAGAACCACCAUGACAGCGAGUAUUGGACCUCCUAACAUGCAGGCAGGGCCUAGUCGGCUAAGAGACCCAGGUUCAAGAACUACCGAGUCAACUGACAGAACACAUAACAUGCCGGCUGGACCUAGUGGGCUUACAGUCCCAGGUUAUAGAACCGCCAUGACAUCAAGUACCCCAACACAAAACGGUACCACCAAGGAGGCUGGGCCUCGCUAACUGACGGUUAGAUCGUGGGUCAGCCCCACCCACGGAGUAAACACCACCUGCCCCCCACUUUUUUCAUCAAUAUGCUCACCAUCAUAUCUGACUUACCGUACCUAAUUAACUUGAUUAAAAAUAUCUCCAUCAAUUUAUAAUUAAUUUACCAAACAUCACUGACGAAAAACUAAACAUUAACAUUUUAGCAUAACAUUCAUUACACAUUGUAGAUAUUAAACGUAAGAUGAACAGCU
Molecule: messenger RNA, 3227 nt
Organism: Physella acuta
Lineage: Eukaryota; Metazoa; Mollusca; Gastropoda; Physidae
Biological process (GO): positive regulation of protein ubiquitination
Molecular function (GO): protein binding
Source: RefSeq, a predicted model, not a curated record